GGAAGUUGGGAAAGGAACCGUCGCCUCAGUCAUCAUUGUAAACAAGUGUAGAUUUUAUUGUGACAUUUCUAUCAUUUCCUGAAAUUUAAUUCUCAUGACUCGAAAGCGAUGGAGGUUAUAGAAUCUUUAAUUAAUAAGGCCGAUUAUUUAAUAGAACAAAGUCAUGAGAUGCUGGUUCAGGGUGGAAGUGCUUCCAUUCAAGCACAGCCACUCUUCAGGAAGCUAGCUGCAAUUUAUGCUGAAGAAGCAAUCAAAACACCAAAGCUGAAGAGCAUCAGUUUGACACACAAGCUUCUUGAAAAACUAGUGAAAAGAGAAAGUUUGAAUUGCCUGGUUGUAAAUCUUUACCGAGGUAAUGAGGGCUAUUCUCUUGCCAUUAAGAUGUCUUCUGGACUGGAGACUGAAACUGUACGAUUGUCAUAUGAAGAGGAUGAUUUUCUUAGUUAUAUCGAUAAUGAAAAAUUACCCCCAAUGUUAUUAGAUCUAUUGGAUGAAUCCAAUAUUGAAAUUUAUUAUUCUGGUUGUGUUAUUGCUGAAAUAAGAGAUUACAGGAGAACUCUGGACUCUUCAUAUGAUACUAGAUAUGUUCUUUUACAACCAACAAGUCAGUCGUUGGCAGCAGACAUUGCAGCGAUGACGCGAGACCGUGACUGGACCCCAGAGGAAAAACUGCAUCUUGAAGCUGAAAUUGUAAAGCGCACUGCCCCUCCCCUAAAUCUCUCUCCAUCACCCAUGGUGGCUAUUAUAAAUAAUAAACUUCAUCAGCGUAAAUACAAAUUCUCAACAGUCCCUAUUAAAAGAGCAGCUAGAAGAUUUAGUCAGAUUGCACAGAAUCGUCAGAAGAAAUCUGAAGAAGCUCCAGCACCAAAAUGUCUAAGAUUACAUAAUUUCCUCAGUGGGAAAAAGGACAAAAGACCCAUUGCCAAAGCAAUAACAAAGCCUCUUAUUCCAAUGGCCAUGGAUGAAGCUCCAGAUUUAACUGUUCCAGAAAAUAUAGAUGUUUCAAAAGUGGCACGUACAUAUGAACGACCAAAUUAUACAACAGAUAACUCUCUUGUAUUCAUUGAGGAAUUGGUGCUUGAGACUGAAAGAGGACAGGGAAGGAUCUACCACACAAAGCUGACAAUAUCUCAAAGGAAGACAGAUGAGGUGUAUUUUGGCGAAUUGUAUGUUGACCGUGAUUACCAGGAGGGAAAGCAAAAUGGAUCCACAUGCAAAUUUCCAUUGGGAACCCAGCAGCAGGUGUGUCGAUACAUUCAGCAGUUCAAAGAAAUAUUUACUGAAGACUGGAGGAAGAGUGUUAAAAUAACACAUAGGGUGGCAGGACAAGCAGCACUCUCCACAUUCAUGCCUGGGACCUACAAAAAGGAUAUAGCUGACUCUCUUAAACAAUCUGCUGCACAGCAACCUGGCCAGCAGCAGAUUCAAGUGCAAGCACAACAACAGCCUCAACAAACACAGCAGCAACCACAACAACAACAACCAAUACAACAGCAGGCAGCAGCUGCAGUAGCUGCAGCAGCUGUAGCAGCUGCAGGAGGACCUACAGGAGUUGUUCCUGUUUCCAUUGCUACCACACUGGCUCAGCACACACAGCCUAAUGUCAUUAUUGUUUCAAAUGGUGAAGGUGUCAAAAAGUCUGUCACAGUUGUAACAAAACCUAUAACUGUGUCAUCGGCAUCAACACUUACCAGCCUUAUAUCGGCUCAGCCUGUCCAACAAGCUGCAGGCCCACAGCAACAAGUGGUAGUUGGGCGCAGUGUAAACCUAACAAACUUCCUGAGUGGACGAGCAACAGCCACCGCAGCUGGAGUAGUGGGUAUGACAGGAGGCAUCACUGGAUCAGCUAAAUUAGCAGUUGCUGUUACAACAGGUCCAGGGGCAUCAAAAAUCUCUCUCCCAUCCUUACAAACCCAACUAAAUCGUCCAGUUCCAGCAUAUUCGCAGGCAGUGUCCUUACCCAAAACUCAGAUCUCAUCGCCUUCCCUGACGGCACUUCUGAAGGGCACUGUGCCAGCAAACUCUCAGACGGUCUCCAUAGCAAAACCACAGGUUGUGAGCCUAGUUGGUGGUGUAAGUGACUCUACAGGACAUACUAAGACUGUGGCCAAUACUGAGUCCUCUUCCUCCUCCACUGGCAGCAUGUCUGGUCUGGAAGCAUUACUUGCAGGAACCCCAUCAGCUGAUAAUCCUGCCCCACAGAGAGGUGGUCCAUCACUUCUGGAACGUCUCUCUGCUCAAACCUCUGGUUCUAUCACUGCUCCUGCAGCAGUAAGUAAGGACAGUGGCAUUGUGAAGGUUGGCAGUGGUGUAGGGGCACCAUCAAGUCAGACUAAUGUUGGCAGUUCUGCAGCAGCAGCAGUUCUGCGAAGUGACAGUGGCAGUGGUGGUCCUCCUCCCAACAUCAAUAUUGCCAGUCUCAACCUUCCUGGCCUCAAUGUAGCAGGACUGCAGAGUCUCACAGCAAACUUAGGUGGACUACAAAAUGUACAAGUCUCAAUCCCAGGCCUUGCUGUUCCAAUUUCACUCUCUUUAAAUGUUCCUGUCACAAGUUCUACUGGUGUGAUAUUAUCAUCACCACCACCUUCAAGUGUAGCAACAAAGGUUUCAGGUUCAACUGCAGUAACAUCAGCUGCAACAGUAAUGAUUGCAAGCCAGCCAACUCUUCAGCAAGGGCAAGUUGUACAACUACCAAUAGGCCAGUUGAGUUCUUCUCAGUUAGCAGCACAGUUAACUAAGUCAAGCACGCAGCAGGGUGGGUCUUCUUCAACUAUACCUGUAUUGCAGCUGCAGGGCGUUGGGGGCCCCUUGUUCACCCCGGUACGAGGAGGAGGUGCUGUGAGUAGUGCAGGAGGAGGGGUAACAUCUGCUGGAAACUCUCUCACACAGCAGACAGUGCAGGUUGCUCUCCCAGCAGGACAGGGGACUGGGACCGUGGUGUCAGGUGGUGAUACGAACCUAGGUGUAGCGCACACAACGACUGUAUGUGCUACUCAGGCAUCUGUUGUUAGUUUAACUGCAAAACAGCAGCUCCAGCUAGCAUUGCAGAAAUCAGGUCCUCUCAGCAUUUCACAACUACAGUUGCAACAAAAGUUAGCAGCACUUGCCAAACGUCAACAACAUCAGUUGCAAAACCAUCAGCAGCAACAGCAGCAACAACAGCAGCAGCAACAGCAGCAGCAACAACAGCAACAACAACAACAGCAACAACAACAACAGCAACAACAACAACAACAGCAGCAGUAGUUAUGAUAUUCAUUAUUACUUUUAUGAAAGAAUUAGUCAUAUUUUGAAAGUAAUAAAAAUAUAUAAAAGACAUUGCAUUAUUGAAAGUUAUGUACAAAGUGGAUUGUGCAAUAUGUUAUCUUCUCAAUAGAAUGCCAUCUUCCAGUAGAUACAAAUACAUAUGCAUUUUCCUAUUAGUAUAUUGUUCCUAAUUCUUCAAAAUGUUUCUUUUUUCCUCCAUCACUCUUUACCUCACUUUUCUUUUUCUACUCUACAUUUUAUCUAUCUCAGUCCUUGUAUAUAUUUUACCAACCUUUCUCUGUAUCUACUUCUCAUAAAAUCACCUUACUUCUCAAGUUUGAAGUGCAUUAUUAAAAUCUUUGCACUAAAUUGUUGAAAGUGUGCAAAUUUUGUUGAAUGAAGUUGAAUUCUGUGGUCCAGUUUUGUAUUUUUUCAUGUUAAUUGUAUAAAAGAUGGGUUUUGAAGUGAGUAACUAAGUGUUACUGAUGUUAUAUGUCUGAAAUAUUAUGGUUGAUGAGGUGGUCAUUUAACACACUUUUAGAAGUGUUCAUUGAGGCAAAUGUCCAAAAAGGGAUGAAUGGCAGUGAAUAUUUUGAUUAUAUGUAUUUCAUUUUAAGAUGUAAUCAAAAUGUCUCAAAUUCAUCUCUUGAGCUCAGUUCAUACCUUUUGCUGCUCCUAGAAUUGUUUAUUCAGCUUGGAAUUUCAAAAGAUUUUGUUUUAUAUCAGCCAUUUUUAAAUCCCUUAGAUGCAAACUUUGUUUAUGUUGGGCUCCCAGUCAAAAAUUCAAGGAUUUAUUUUAGUAUAUGUAUAUUCAUUUUAUCCCCUAUUUUUAUCUACCCUCUAUUCAACAAGUAUAUAUGCCGAUGCUGAAAGAUCACAACAU
Molecule: messenger RNA, 4129 nt
Organism: Penaeus chinensis
Lineage: Eukaryota; Metazoa; Arthropoda; Malacostraca; Decapoda; Penaeidae
Product: transcription factor SPT20 homolog
Exons: 24
Coding region: 109-3246 (1045 amino acids)
Biological process (GO): regulation of transcription by RNA polymerase II
Cellular component (GO): SAGA complex
Molecular function (GO): transcription coregulator activity
Source: RefSeq, a predicted model, not a curated record